Molecule: messenger RNA, 4566 nt
Organism: Trematomus bernacchii (emerald rockcod)
Lineage: Eukaryota; Metazoa; Chordata; Actinopteri; Perciformes; Nototheniidae
Gene: stam
Product: signal transducing adaptor molecule (SH3 domain and ITAM motif) 1
Exons: 14
Coding region: 272-1792 (506 amino acids)
Biological process (GO): protein transport to vacuole involved in ubiquitin-dependent protein catabolic process via the multivesicular body sorting pathway
Cellular component (GO): ESCRT-0 complex
Molecular function (GO): ubiquitin binding; phosphatidylinositol binding
Source: RefSeq, a predicted model, not a curated record
UUAGCAACCGAGGUGACUGAGACAAUCAAAAUUAUGAAUUCAACAACAGUUGAUGACAGCAGUUCAUUUAACCAGCGUCUGUCCGCUCAGAUUACCCAGAAUGCCUCGCUUGUUGCCGUCUGUCGAAGGAGUGACUGUGUAGAAUAGACUCAGCUGCAUUUGACAUUCAUUAAGUUAUCGUUACUAUGCGACUUUAUUGUAUGAAAUAAGAUAAAAGAGGGAACGAAAAUAACAGAGGAAGGGGAAAUCUGUUGUUGUCAGUACGCCAGCAAUGCCUCUCUUCACGACCAACCCUUUUGACCAAGAUGUUGAGAAAGCAACCAGUGAGAUGAACACAGCUGAAGACUGGGGCCUCAUUCUGGACAUAUGUGAUAAGAUAGGACAGUCGCGCACGGGGCCUAAAGAAUGUCUCCGCUCUAUUAUGAGAAGAGUGAAUCACAAGGACCCUCAUGUGGCCAUGCAGGCAUUGACUCUCCUUGGUGCUUGUGUCUCAAACUGUGGGAAGAUAUUCCAUUUGGAGGUGUGCUCCAGAGAGUUUGCCAGUGAAGUCAGUAACGUCUUAAACAAGGGCCACCCCAAAGUGUGUGAGAAGCUGAAAGCCCUGAUGGUGGAGUGGGCCGAGGACUUCCGCAACGAUCCCCAACUCAGCCUCAUCUCAGCUAUGAUCAAGAAUCUACGCGAGCAAGGAGUCACUUUCCCAGCCGUCGGGUCCCAGGCUGCAGAGCAAGCAAAAGCAAGCCCUGCUUUAGUGGCAAAGGAUCCCUCCACCUCAACAAAAAAGAAAGAAGAAGACGACUUGGCCAAAGCUAUCGAGCUGUCACUGAAGGAGCAGCGUCCGCAGUCGCAGACCUCGCUGUCGAGCCUCUACCCGAACACCUCCGGCCUGCUCUCCUCACACAAGUCUGACGGCAGGAAAGUCCGCGCCAUCUACGACUUUGAGGCCGCUGAGGACAACGAGCUCACCUUCAAGUCAGGAGAAAUCAUCACCAUCCUGGACGACAGUGACCCCAACUGGUGGAAAGGGGAAACGUACCAGGGAGUGGGUUUGUUCCCCUCUAACUUCGUCACUGCCGACCUCACUGCAGAGCCAGAGAUGAUGAAGACGGAGAAGAAGUCUGUCCAGUUCAGUGAGGAAAUCCAGGUGGAGACCAUAGAGCCCGAGCAGGAGCCUGUGUUUAUAGACGAAGACAAAAUGGACCAGCUGCUGCAGAUGAUCCAGAGUGCCGAUCCCACAGACAACCAGUCGGACAGCGUGGAGCUACUACAGCUGGAAGGUGCCUGCAAUCAAAUGGGACCGCUCAUUGACCAGAAGUUGGAUGAUAUAGACAGGAAGCACUCGGAGCUGUCGGAGCUGAAUGUGAAGGUGAUGGAGGCUCUGUCUCUGUACGCCAAGAUAAUGAAUGACGAUCCAGUUUACGCCAUGUACGCCAAGCUCCAGAGUCAACAGUACUACAUGCAGCAGCCGGGCAACGCAGCGCAGCAGGUGUACCCAGGUCAGCCUGCAUCAGGUUCUUACGCCAUGAGCGGCCCCGCAGUGCAGGGUUACUCUGUUCCUAUGGAGCAGCUCCCAGCGGGCCCCCCUAUUCCUGGACAGCCGGCCCCAAGUGAUGUUCAUAUGUACAUGGGCCAGCCGCCAGUCUACGCUGCAGCUCCAGGCAGCAUGGCCCCUGCAGACAUGCAGGCCUACCAGAGUGCAGGGGGGGCCCCGGGCCCCUGCAUGACGCAGACGCCAAACUACAGCAACGCCUCCGGCCAGAGCAUAGCCCCUUCCUCAGAGAAAGCCCUGCUAUAGGGCCCCUCAGAUCCCCGUUACCCUCACACGCAAACACAUGCACCACACCUGCAGCCGUGCAUCACCUCUUAUGUUACACUUAGAUUUGUUUUAUCAUGGAAUCAUUUAAGAGUAGACGAAAGCUAUCAUUGGGCACUCGCUGUUGUUUUAUCUGGCAGGUAAAUAUACUGUUACACUUCUCACUCCAGGUGUAGGAGUGAUCAUAGAAACACACUGCGUGUUCUUUUAUCUAAGGACGUUUCACUCUUCUCCGUAUCUUUACAUGACUCGGAGGUGAAGACACAGAGGAGCCUCCAGUUGCACUUUUAUCUUUAGUUGCACUUUCUUUUAGGAUUUGUUCAUCACUCAAGCCUGAUCACUUCUAAAUCUAGACCUGAUAUCAAUAUUUGCAUUCUCCAUCUGUUUAUGCAAAACCUGCAUCUAUUGCUUCCUUUUAACAAUAGGACUAUGGGAACAUUGCGGUAAUGCUUUAUUUUAUGGGUUGGAACAUAUUUGGUACCAAUAAAAGAGGAAGUGAUAGAAAAUGUAUUUAGUUGCCCUAAUGAAGAGCUAAGAAGUAUUCAUUCAUUCAUUAGUCCUAUAUCAUUGCAAACUUUAUUUUUCGAACUGUAUAUAUUUUUGCAUGUUCAGCAAACAUGCUGUGUAAUGAUUUCAAAACGUUGUAGGUUACGCUUAUUGUAAUUGGAAGUGGAUUGAUAUGUUAUGUACAGUAUUUAACCUUUUUAAUUUAGUAUCAAAGUCCACAGUUUGUUCAUAGAAACUUCCUUGAAAAUUGGUAACGAGUAACAAUCCUUUAAUAUAAAGUGUUAACAAAAAUGCUCUGAGAUAGAAAGUGUUCCUGUAGCCGUUUCAACAAAAAGACAAAAUAUUUCUGCGAUUACUAUUUGAUCAAGUGUGAAAUACACACGGGCAUUCCUUCUCACCACCUUUCAAGAUGCACACUGGAGCUACAUACACACUACAGGCAGGUGUACAGCAUCACACACACACACACACACACAGUUGCACCAGGUGGUCCACACAUCCUCAGCAGUGUUAUCAUUGAACGUCACUGACACACUAACAUGCCGCAGCCUUCUCACACACUUAAAGCCCCUGCAGCGCUAAUCGUGUCACACAAAAAAAGGGGCGUCGACUUACUUUUUUUUUCAGAAAAAGGACUUUUAGCGAUGCUGCAAACGUUAGGUUACUACAUUCUGUAUAUGUCGUCAACUUUUAGAAGUACUGAAAACUGAAGCCACUUUGUUAUUUUGGAGGGAAGAAGAAACCGGAGGACUUUAAGCAUGCACAUGACUCCUGUAUAUACUGUACCAAACUCGUAGUGACGCCACGUGAUGAGUUCAUUGUCGGUCGGGAUGUUAGCACAGCGCCGAGUGAUUCUCUCAGCCUUGAAGGUGAACUCUGCAGUCAGGAUCUCCCCGCUGAACUGAAGGUGUAAAAGCCAAAAGGAACAAAGUGAAAUCCGCCAGAAAACAAGAUAUUUGCUCUUUUAUUUGUAUUUUCUCAACAUAAUUCACCCUUUUCAUCAAACUGCAGAGUUUUCCUUUUCAAAAUGAGCAGCUCUCCAUCCUUGUUGUCGGUUUGCUCCAUCUCCAUUCAGGCGCUGUGCUAACGGCCACUAAGGGGCGACCUCUCCGAACAGUGUCUUUAAAGCAUCUCUUUAGUCAGUGUUAAAAAAUGAAUACUAUGUUUUUUUUGUAGUGCAUUUUAAUUUAUGUUUUGAUUAUUGUUAUGCUAUUUUAAAUGGAGAAGCAGUUCAGGAUGUAUGUAUUCAGAGAAAAGUGGAAUAUGUGAUAUUCUGUCUAACUUAGUUGUAUAUUUAAAUCGCUCACAUGAGAACAUGGACAUUUCUCUCAGUGUUUGAUGCUUAUUGUACUGUAGGGUCAAAUGGUAAUGUGAAAAAAAGCUGAUCGUACCUCCCCCAUUGCAUUUCAAACCCUUUCUCGAAGCUGUCUAACACUAAAACAAAUUCUACCUGAAAGAGAACCGAAAUAAGGAUUUAUGAUUCUGGAAAGCACCGUCGACACGUGUUUCUCUAAGGAGCUCCGUUACAGUGACACCUGUGGAUCUAAUGUAGUUCUCAUACCAAACUCUUCCAUGACUUUACCUGUUUAAAGUCUUUGGGAAGUUUUUCAAACAUUGACUGGAUUGCAAGAAGUUGAAGAAACAGGAAUAUUAUUGAUCUGUUGUUUAAUAUUGAAUGAUGCUACAUGAAGGAGUUAUGAUACAAUGAACUAGAUUAUGCAGUCAGGACUAAUGUGUGUUGAUCUGAUUUGUGUGUCAUUUAAAUUUCUCUUGAGAUACUUUGCUCCUCCUUGCCACCCCUGUGCCACCUUUAAGAAUAUAAAACACCCCCCAAAUGAAGCUCUGGUACCUGGGACUAGGAGGCCAUUCAAUUCUCUAGACCUUUUCAGAUUUUAGCAUUCCUAAAGUUGAUUUGAAAGACAAGAUAUCUUUCUUUUGCUGCCUUCAACUAAAGAGUGGAGUUAAUCUGUUGAGUCAAAGAGGGCUGAAUAUAUCCGAUAUAUUGAAAGGUAGCAGCUAUUCUGGGACAGGAGCCAGUGAUUCCCCUCGUACUAUCCAAAUCUAACAUGUUGUUGCACUGCAGCCCCGCUGUGACCUGCACAGGAUUGAGAUGCCGCCUGUUUUUAAGUUUUAAACACACUUAUUGUAAAGGUUCAGUCUAAUCUUGUAUCCUGCUGUUUGUAUGUAUUAUUUUAACCAUACUUAUUAAUUGGUAUUCACAAUAAAACCAGGCCAAAUGUACAGAAUAA